UCUAGAGAUUAGUCUAUGCAACUACGGGCGAAGAUAACCAUUUUAUAAAAAAUGUAGAGUAAAUAAAUGGCUGUUGAGAACCAGAAGGAAUGAGAGCCACAAAAACUAGAUAAGGGCUAUGAUAUCCAACCAAUCAUAAUCUACCACGUUAUUAUUUAUUUUCUUAUAAUUGCAUACCAGUUAUUUUUAUUCCCAAAGGAAGAGUUUAGUUAAAUGUAGAAGAUUUAUAUCUUACGUAAAUGAAACCAGCAUAUAUAAUUUUGGCAAAGUACUGUACUGUUAUUUAUAUGACAUAAGGGUUGAAACAUGGCAAUGCAAUUACGACUUCAAGGGAGGUUUGGAACAUGGAACAGAAAUGGCAUAACAAGAUGUUCAAGUGAAAGUAAAGAAAAAAUGAAAGUGAAAGAAGUAGAAUUAUGGUCUCCUGCAGAGGAAUUGGCCAAGAAAUUUGAACGGAGGCUUCUUGUGGGUAUAGGGUCAGCUUCACUUGUAGCUUUGGGUGCAAAUUUUGGUGGCAUCACAAGUUUUUUUCUUGGUUUGUCACCACAGAAUGGUCGUAAGCUGAAGCUAGAUGUGCUUUAUCCUAUUGGUGGCUACACCCGGUACAUUGACACAAGAGAGGGAUUCGAAUUUAUAUACCCGGUGAAUUGGGUUGGAGAUCAGACACUGCUGUAUCGAGCUGCUAAAAGAAGGGAAAUGGAACUAUCAUUGGAUCCUCCUCCACUGAAUUCACGGCCACGUUCUAAUGUCACAGAACCAGAUGUCGCAUUUGGUCCCCCGGGUUCUAAUGGUGAACUCAAUGUUAGUGUUAUUGUUUCUCCCGUUGCUCAAGACUUCUCGAUUGAAGCAUUUGGAAGUCCGGAGGAGGUGGGGAAAGCUGUUAUUCGGACCAUAACAGGAUCAGGACAGCGCCCGGACUUGAAGGGAACAUUGGUAAAAUCAAAUUUGAGAGAGGAUCCUGUUAGAAAUGCGAAAUACUACGAGCUGGAAUUCAGAGUUGAGAGCCCCUCAUUUCGGCGACACAAUGUUUGCGUCUGCUGUUCUCGUGAUGGUAGGCUCUAUACAUUGAAUGCUCAGGCACCUGAAUCAGCUUGGCCAGGAUUGAAGUUAGAUUUCUAUACAAUUGCUGAGUCGUUCAAUCUCACAACUUAGUGAUUCAAAUUGAAACUUCUUUAGAAAAUACUAGGUAGUUCCAAGAGACUGAGGCCAUGAGAACAGAUUAAAUACUUCACAUCAAGUUUGUAAUUUCUUUAUUUUGUUUAUAAAGCUAAGGUUUUGAUUUGCUUGGCUACAGAGGUUCACAAAAUCUAAUGCAAUUUCAGUUGUAUGGUGCCUGGCUUAUUGCCAAACUCUGAACCCCAAACAUUUUUUGAAUUCAAAUAAAAGGUCAACACAUAUAGAAAUAAA
Trifolium pratense (red clover) is the source of this 1407-nucleotide messenger RNA. Its product is annotated as psbP domain-containing protein 7, chloroplastic. Gene Ontology annotation, molecular function: calcium ion binding. The record is from RefSeq and is a predicted model, not a curated record. The transcript has 3 exons. Gene Ontology annotation, biological process: photosynthesis. Gene Ontology annotation, cellular component: extrinsic component of membrane; photosystem II; photosystem II oxygen evolving complex. The coding region runs from base 307 to 1152 and encodes 281 amino acids. Lineage: Eukaryota; Viridiplantae; Streptophyta; Magnoliopsida; Fabales; Fabaceae.